AUGUCUUCAACUGAAACUAUCGCUCGCCCCCGUCAGCCCGAUAUCCAAUACCAUCCUGACUGGGCGAAGUAUCAAGCACGAUCCCGCCGACGUAAGAAGAUUGAAACACUUCAGACUAGCUUGCCAGCAGGAUUUCCUCAACAUCUUGUCUCACCACUUGUUUGGGAUGGCAAAGAUAUUGAAAAGCGUGAUGACUGGAUCUAUCAGCUCAGCGAUGCUCAGCUUGAUGAGAUUGACGCCGCCUUGAUGAGCUUCAAAGCUCUCAGGAAGCCCUUGGGUCAUUUGAACGAGUUAAAUUUCCCUCUUCCAACCUUUCGACCCAUCCUGAGAGGUCUUUCAAAUGAGCUUCACAACGGCCGAGGAUUUUUCGUCCUCCGAGGUCUACGCAUUGACAGUUAUUCUCGAGAAGAUAAUGUCAUCAUCUACACGGGCGUUUCAUCUCAUAUUGGCAGUAUUAGGGGACGUCAGCAAGACACAAGACUGCAAGAUGGAACAUCUCCCAUGAUUUCGCAUAUCAAGGAUAUCACCGGCAUUACUGAGGAAGGAAAGAUCGGGGCACCAUCCAACACAGCGGAUAAGCAGGUGUUUCAUACAGAUGCUGGAGAUAUUAUCUCACUUCUCUGCUUGAGUCCCGCCGCAGAUGCGGGCGAAAGCUAUCUUUCAAGCAGUUGGAACGUAUACCACAUUCUUGCAAAGGAGCGCCCUGAUCUGAUUCAUACACUCUCGCAAGACUGGCCGGUUGAUGGGUUCAACAAUCCUCAGAAGCCAUACACACUUCGCCCCCUUCUAUACCACCAACCAGCUACAGAAAACACGCCCGAGCGAAUUUUGAUUCAGUAUGCGCGGAGAUACUUCACCGGAUUUCUCGCUCAACCCAGAUCCGCGGACAUCCCUCCCAUUACCGAGGCCCAAGCAGAAGCAUUAGAUGCGUUGCAUUUCCUAGCAGAGGAGCACAGCGCUGCCUUAGAUUUCCAAAAGGGAGAUGUCCAAUAUGUCAACAACCUCAGCAUAUUCCACGCCCGUAACGGCUUCAAAGAUGCACCGGGAAAAGAACGACAUCUUUUACGACUCUGGCUGCGCGACCCUGAGAAUGCUUGGAAGACGCCUGAGCCACUUCAGCAUCGCUGGGAUAUAUUGUUCAAAAACGUCACCGAGGACGAACAGGCAUUUCCUCUUAAUCCUGGUAGUCUGCGUAAGACAGUGGGGUCUUAG
Molecule: messenger RNA, 1212 nt
Organism: Penicillium longicatenatum
Lineage: Eukaryota; Fungi; Ascomycota; Eurotiomycetes; Eurotiales; Aspergillaceae
Product: TauD/TfdA family dioxygenase
Exons: 4
Coding region: 1-1212 (403 amino acids)
Molecular function (GO): oxidoreductase activity
Source: RefSeq, a predicted model, not a curated record